AUGUCUCUUUACACUCUUUUCGCUGCGGGUCUUCUCGCCCAGUUCGCAAACGCGUACACCGUCAUCCAAAUCCCUCCUCCUUUCAUGGAAAAGAACAUCGAUCCCAUUGUCUUCCCUGGAGAGUUCGACAAGUCGCAUCUUCACUCUUUCUAUGGCUCCGACGCCGUUGUCGCUGGCACCAAGACCAGUGCUGAACUCCAGAAGGGUUGCACCACCGCCGAGAACCCCAACGAUCUGUCGAGCUACUGGGUCCCUACUUUCCUAUACACCAAGGAUGGCAAGAACUACGAGCCCGUACCCGUCUUUCGCUUCAGCGCCUACUACAACUUGGGCGAAACCCCCGCCGAGGUUGCCAUUCCGCAAGAUCUGACGAUGGUUGCUGGCAAAGCCGGCGCCAUGACUCAAUCAGCCAUGGACGCCAACGCAAAAUCCGAGUGGGCCUGCGAGAGCGAAAGCGUCGCUCUCGACGCCAACGGUUUCCCCUCCAAGACUUGCUCUACCCACGUCCAGCAACUCCUCUACUUCCCCCAGUGCGUCAACGAGCAGACCCUCGAGACCGGCUACAAGAGCCGUGAGCACGGAACCCCCAACUGGUGCCCUGCUGGCAUGAAGUCAAUGCCCCAACUCCGAUUUUCCAUCCGCUACGAUCUCCGCAAGGCCCUGCCUAACGGCUGGUCUGGUACCGCGCCCUUCAAGCUGGCUUGCGGACCUGCUUGGUGCUCUCACGGUGACUUCAUCAACGGUUGGGUUCCUGAGGCUGCCCAGAACAUGGUCGGUACUACCAGCGAGAAGCAGCAUUUUGCUCCCGUCAACGGUCCUCUUGGCGACUACAAGGCCAAGUCUUCUUGCAAGGCUGCUGAUGCUGACCCGAGCCAUGGCACUAGCAACUAUGCUGAGAGUGUUGCCGCUAUGGCUAAGCGCAGCGUUGGCGCUUGGGGCUGGGAGACCAGAUCCAGGCUCGCUCGUCUGGUCAAGGGCGCUUAG
Molecule: messenger RNA, 984 nt
Organism: Alternaria atra
Lineage: Eukaryota; Fungi; Ascomycota; Dothideomycetes; Pleosporales; Pleosporaceae
Exons: 1
Coding region: 1-984 (327 amino acids)
Source: RefSeq, a predicted model, not a curated record